CGAUAGUCAAAUUGGCUUAGAGACACCGACCGAGGAUGGUCUGUAGAAAAGUGAACUCCGCGUUGUUCGGUCGCUCAAUUCCAAGUGUCAUUUAAAAUAUAUUUUUUAUUUUCAAUAAAAUUAUUAUUUAAAUAGUGUGUGGAAAAAAAGAGAGAGAAGUGAUUUAAUUAGGGGGAGAGAGAGAGAGAAAUUUUUUUUUUUUUUUUUUAUAUAGUGUAGAAAAAAAAACAUCGUGGGGGGUGAAGGGGUGACGUCAAACUGGCGCCAACGUCAGAUUUGAACGCCGGAUGGUCGGAGGAUUCGGAGCAAGGAACGUGGACUAAAGAAAUUCCUCAGGAUGGUCAGAUGAAAUGUCGUCAUAUUGGUGAACGAUCCAGUCGUUCCCUCAUCUCGAUAACAAAUUUUUUUCAUCCGGGGCAAAAAAACUUGUUCAGGGAAUUCGAUUGAAGAAGACAAAUCUGUUAUCAAGAAAAGAAGGGGGAAGAAGAUCUUUGCAAUAGAAUGUGCAGCUGAUCGGUAUGAGGAAACACUCUCUGAUUAUCCUAUGCUGUUAUCUGUACACCCUGUUUGACAUGGCUGCCUUGCACUUUCCUGAGAAAGUUUGUGAGGCUGUCCUUUCCACAGAGGUAGAAGAUUGGCAAGUUAAAGUCGAUAGUCUGUCGUCUCGUACAAUUCGACUUUCGGCGAGAAAACGCGGGUACCGGUUUUUUCCGAAGAUAGAAAGAGAGAUGGAGGUUGAAGAGUACGGACGAAAGGAAGUGUCCCUGUCGUUGCGAGAUAUUCUGCCCUUAAAUCCGAAGAAUUAUGACAAACACAGGGCUCCAAAGUUCUUGGGACAACCAACCAUGGUUUAUUUUCACGUCACUGUCCUCAGCAUUGAUUCAAUUAACGAGGAGUCCAUGACGUAUGUAGCGGACAUUUUUUUGGCCCAAAGUUGGCGCGACUCUAGAUUAAGGUUACCGGAGAAUAUGUCAGAGGAAUAUAGAAUAUUGGAUGUGGAUUGGUUGCACAAUAUUUGGAGGCCCGAUUGCUUCUUUAAGAAUGCAAAAAAGGUCACCUUCCACGAAAUGUCGAUACCGAACCACUAUCUGUGGCUCUAUCACGAUAAGACUUUACUUUACAUGUCCAAAUUAACUCUAGUCCUCUCGUGCGCAAUGAAAUUUGAAUCUUAUCCUCAUGACACUCAGAUUUGCUCAAUGAUGAUAGAAAGUCUGUCACACACUACACAUGAUUUGGUAUUCAUGUGGAAUAUGACGGAUCCUUUGGUGGUCAAUCCGGAAAUAGAAUUGCCACAGCUUGACAUUGCCAACAACUAUACAACUGACUGUACGAUAGAAUAUUCCACAGGAAAUUUCACUUGCAUACAGAUCGUCUUCACUCUUCGUCGACGACUCGGAUAUCAUUUAUUUCAUACUUAUAUACCCUCAGCACUUAUUGUCGUCAUGUCCUGGAUUGCAUUUUGGAUUAAACCGGAAGCAAUUCCAGCGCGAGUCACUUUAGGAGUCACAUCUCUUCUUACCCUUGCGACACAAAAUACACAAUCACAACAAUCACUGCCUCCUGUUUCUUAUGUGAAAGCAAUAGACAUUUGGAUGUCGUCCUGCAGCGUUUUUGUCUUCCUCUCACUUAUGGAAUUUGCUGUUGUGAAUAAUUACAUGGGACCUGUAGCAACAAAAGCAAUGAAAGGCUACUCGGAUGAAGAUUUAAGAGAAGCCAUCGACGAAUUUAAGACACCAAUGAGGCCAGAUUCGGAAAGAAGUAGAAGUCCAAUUCGACCACCGACUGUUCAAUACGACACAUGUUGUGAAGGUCGUGCAACAGCAAUUUACAUUGAUAAAGUAUCAAGAUUCUUCUUUCCAUUCUCGUUCUUUAUUCUUAAUAUUCUCUAUUGGAGUACUUUUUUGUAAUCAAAUAAAAAUGUAUGAAAGAUAAAUAAGCGAUAUUUUAAUAAACACAACAAUAAAUAGUAAUUAAUUAUAAAAUUAUAAAUCUAUAUAUAUAGUAAUUUGCGAGUCAUGUGUAACUUUUAUCUUAAAUUAAUAAUUUGUAGCCUAUAUACCAUAAUAUCAUAUAUAUGUAAUACGACUGUAUACUAAUUUAUUCAUACCAUUCU
Leptopilina boulardi is the source of this 2113-nucleotide messenger RNA. It is a transcript of the gene HisCl1, whose product is annotated as glycine receptor subunit alpha-4-like. NCBI's taxonomy places the organism in Eukaryota, Metazoa, Arthropoda, Insecta, Hymenoptera, Figitidae. The coding region runs from base 519 to 1907 and encodes 462 amino acids. The record is from RefSeq and is a predicted model, not a curated record. Gene Ontology annotation, cellular component: synapse; membrane; neuron projection. Gene Ontology annotation, biological process: signal transduction; nervous system process; chloride transmembrane transport. The transcript is spliced from 10 exons. Gene Ontology annotation, molecular function: chloride channel activity; extracellular ligand-gated monoatomic ion channel activity; transmembrane signaling receptor activity.